GCAUAAAUACCCGCUUUUAGCAAACCCUGGGCUCAGAGCAAGAGAUAAGACGCAAGGGCCAAGCCCGGGCCCAUUGCACCAGCCCGCAGCUUGGCCCGAUAAGCCCUGCCAAAAAAAAACCCGUCCGGCCUCGUUUAUUUUCCCUGCUGUUUUUUUUUUUUUUUUGGCCUCGCUGAUAAAGCAGCCCAGCCUUUUCCCCGUGGGAGGACCGUCCGGGACGUGGCCGUGCGUGCAGCUGCGGAGCGGGGCAGCGAUGGUGCUCUUCGUGGCGGCGGUGCUGGCCUGCCUGGGGGCGUGCGCCGCAGCCGUGCCCACCUCGCCGACCCCCCGAGACGUGGCUCGCUCUGCCGUGGAGCUGUACAACCAGGAGACGGCAACGAACGCCGUGUUCAGGCUGCUCAAGCUCAAAAACGUCCACAAAACGAAAUUUGAAUGGGGCGUGCACUUCAGCAUCAACUUCACCGUCAAGGAGACAACCUGCCGGAAGAGCAUGGGCAGCUACCGCAUUGAGAACUGCCAAUACUGGCACAGCGGGCAAGUCAGACAGUGCUCGGCCCAGGUCUCUGUUCUGGACUUCGUGCAAGAGGCCCCUUUGACGUCCGUGACUUGCGUCCCGCAGCAGCGAGUAAAGCCCAAGGCCCAGGCACCCCGUGAGGUGACCGUCCGCCUCCCGGGCUCCCUGUCCCUCGCUGCCCAGGUGGUACCGGAGCAGGACUGAUGCGCCCGAGCCCCAAGAGCCUGCCCCACGCCAGACACCUUUGCAGAGGCUGCCUUGGCGCUUGUCCAGACGGGUGGCCGCAUCGCACGGGAGUGUCUCAUUGCCGCCGGCUGGACUCGUGUCUGGCU
Molecule: messenger RNA, 846 nt
Organism: Gavialis gangeticus (Gharial)
Lineage: Eukaryota; Metazoa; Chordata; Crocodylia; Gavialidae
Product: kininogen-1-like
Exons: 4
Coding region: 254-718 (154 amino acids)
Biological process (GO): defense response
Cellular component (GO): extracellular region
Molecular function (GO): cysteine-type endopeptidase inhibitor activity
Source: RefSeq, a predicted model, not a curated record